Striga asiatica is the source of this 1268-nucleotide messenger RNA. The record is from the annotation of a GenBank genome assembly. Lineage: Eukaryota; Viridiplantae; Streptophyta; Magnoliopsida; Lamiales; Orobanchaceae.
CCAACGCCAACAGCACAGAAUCUACACAACAAAACCUGUAGCCCCCUCCCCACCCAACACUCUCCGUCGCCCCAAUUUUCCGGCGCAUAUUCCGACAAACUCCGGCGAUCAAUAAUUCGAGUUGUAUAGAUGGUGAGAGAGUGAGGGCCUGUCAUCUGAGGUCUUACUCACCAUGUCAUUGUCUUGCUCCGACUGCCUUUCCGAUCUUCUCUGUGAAGAGGACUCAACUACUGUUCUUUCCGGAGUGGGAGACGACUUGCCGGAAUAUUCGUCGGACAUCGAAUCUCGCCAGCCGGACUUCGAGGACUCCAUCGCCGGACUUUUAGCAGAUGAGAGAGAUCUCGCCGCCAUUAUUUAUCGACCCUCUCACGAACCGAUUGACGCAUCUGCCAGAGCUCAAUCUGUUGCAUGGAUUCUCAAGGUGCAACGUUAUUACAGUUUUCAGCCACUAACGGCGUACCUCUCCGUCAACUACUUUGACCGUUUCUUGUGCUCCCAUCACUUGUCGGAUAUGAAGGGAUGGCCAUUGCAACUAUUAUCAGUUGCUUGUUUAUCAUUGGCUGCUAAGAUGGAGGAACCUCUGGUUCCUUCCCUUUUGGAUCUUCAGGUUGAAGGUGCAAAAUUUAUUUUUGAGGCAAAAAAUAUCCAGAGAAUGGAGCUUCUUGUGCUGAGGGUCCUUGAUUGGAGACUUAGAUGGAUAGCUCCAUUUUGCUACCUCAGCUUUUUCGCGCUCAAAAUUGAUCCGAGUGGGACUUAUACCGGAUUUCUUAUAUCCAGGGCAAGAGAUAUUAUUCUCUCUACUAUCCAAGAGACGAGCUUGGUUGAGUAUAGGCCAUCGUGCAUAGCUGCUGCGGCCAUACUCUGCGCAGCAAAUGAUUUGCCCAAUUUCUCUUCAAUCACAGCUCAACACGCUGAAUCAUGGAGUCAUGGACUUCACAAAGACAAUAUAAUGAUAUGCUACCGUUUGAUUCGGAAAUUUGCAAUGACAAAUAGGGCAAAGAAGCAAACAAAAGUUCUGCCACAGGUCCGAGUCAUGGCUCAGCCGAGUCUAAUCUCGAGUGACUCGUCAUCAUCAUCAUCAUCAUUAGGCUCUUCAUCCCCUUCACCUUCUAAUAAAAGGAGGAAAUUAAAUAACUACUAUUGGGCAGAUGAUGACAAGACAAGCUCUGAAUUCUGAUAAUUAAUUAAGGUGGGGUUGUGGGUGUUGAAAAUAAAAUUUAGGAAAAAUGAAUAAAUAACUAAACAAAAUAAUAAUAAUAAUAAUAAUU